UUCCGGCCGCCGAAUCCCCGUAUUUGAGCGGGUCAUUUGAGGUUGAACCGCGGAAGAAGCCACAUUGGCCGUCGAGCAGGCAUCGCUGGACCCCUAACUCAUUGACUCGCUACGUUCCAACGUUCCAACGUUCAUAGCAUUAAUUGAGUGAGCCCGAGUUCCAUCAUCCGGACCCAUCCUGAGCUAUUCAUCCUGAUCUGGCCAUCUUGGGUGGUUCCUUCCAUCCCACGUGUUACGGGUGGGAUUGCUGAUUGGGAGUGUCUGACCCGACUGACCCGACUGACCCUGACAGGGCUGACAGGGCUGACAGGGGACGCCUCACUUUCAAGGUAUGAUACGUUCACUCCUCACGAAAUCGCUACCACUUCCAAUGUAACUUGCCAUCGACUUAGAUCAGUCAUCAAGUUGUUUUGAGCAUGGUAACAGCCCUUGGUUACGCCAACGUCUCGGUUAUUGAAAACCCAACUAGGUUCAACGAAGCGUGGAAUUUCCCCGAGUGACGACGGAAAAUACUAGCAUUUUCGUCGGUGGUGGAACUCGUAGAAAGUUUGGCAAUUGAAUUAAAGCACCACCAUGGUUUGGAUGUGGAUUUUUGGAUCUCUGAUCUUCUCAGGCCUGCCACUGGCUCUAGCUUUGCCCCAAGGGAUCGUUUUUCCCCGUGAUGAAGAACCCCAUUCUUCCAAUGGACCCCGAUUCGGGGCAGGCAGCGAAUGCUUGCCCAUCAACGAAUGUCCGACGCUCAUGGAGAUACUGGCCUCUAAUUUCCAAGGUAUCCGAGAAUUCGAAUCGUGUGGAUUUCGGGAGAGUGACGAUGUUCCAUUGUACCACUGUCCAAUCGCCAAUGAAGACCCGCUGACGCAUUGCCUUUGUCGAUCGGCCGAGCGAUGCCAACCCAUCAAAGAAUUGUUUGAGCAGCGCAAUUUCACAGCACUCAAGGCCCUAAAGCGAUGCGGAUGGACCGAGGAUGAAAUGCCCCUCUAUUGUUGUCCCAAGGAUCUCCGUCGCGUUCUGUCCCCCAAUGACGAAGAGAGCUCGAUCCGCGUUUUGACGAUCGAUGCAUUCAAAGAGGACGUCGAUCCGACUUUCGAGAACGUGUGCGGCUUUUCCGAUGGAACGAGGAUUGUGGGCGGUUCCGAUGUAGCCAAUCAUGCCUACCCUUGGGCGGCGGCCUUAACCUACAUCAAUCCUGAGACCAAUACGCGCUUGUAUCUUUGUGGUGGGACCCUCAUCCAGGCGAAUUUCGUCGUGACUGCGGCACAUUGCAUCAGUACCAAGAACGGACACAGUUUAGCCCAAGUUCGCGUGGGUCAUUCCGUGCUGAGUGAUCCGAGCGGCGUGGACAUCAAGAUCAAGGCCAUUCAUAUUCACCCUGACUUUGAGGUGGACCCAAUCUUGACGGCCGAUAUUGCUCUCUUGGAACUGGAAGAGAACGUCACCGUAAGCGGAAACAUUCGUCCCAUUUGCCUGUCGUCUAGCUUCAACUCGAGCGUGAUUCUGGAGGCAGAAGUGUCCGGAUGGGGUUUAAUUGACCGCACCAACACCAGUGACCGAAUGCAAUUCCUGGUAGUCGACAUUGAGAACUCCGAGGUGUGUGAGCAGGAAUAUCAAGCCAAGCUGCCCUGGUUCACGUUGGAGGACUCGCAGAUUUGUGCUCGAGGUGAGCUCGGAUCUGAUAGUUGCAAGGGGGAUUCGGGUGGUCCCUUGAUGUACAUCGACGAAAAUUCGGCUUACCACCUAAUCGGCAUUACUUCCUUCGGCACCACGAAAUGCGACAGUAGUGUGCCGGGCAUUUAUACCAAAGUGACUGAAUUCAUGGAUUGGAUCCAGGACGUGACUGGUUUGGCGGAUGUUGGAUCGUAAUCGAUAUUGAGGAUGAUCGGAACAUGAUUUGUGUGAUUGAUCAGGUUUUCGAUCUCGUAGAACCUGUUAGAACCUGUUUCCUUUUGACUCCAUUCUAAUCACUCGUUGAGUAAGAGUGGCAAUCCGUGAUAUGAUAAUUCAAAGUGAAUGAGUAAUAAAUACGUCCAAUCUUUUUUUUUUCUGCGAA
This is a messenger RNA of Tigriopus californicus, 2047 nucleotides long. Its product is annotated as chymotrypsin B-like. Gene Ontology annotation, molecular function: serine-type endopeptidase activity. The transcript has 2 exons. The coding region runs from base 574 to 1860 and encodes 428 amino acids. The record is from RefSeq and is a predicted model, not a curated record. Lineage: Eukaryota; Metazoa; Arthropoda; Copepoda; Harpacticoida; Harpacticidae. Gene Ontology annotation, biological process: proteolysis.